Molecule: messenger RNA, 489 nt
Organism: Coniosporium apollinis CBS 100218
Lineage: Eukaryota; Fungi; Ascomycota; Dothideomycetes
Exons: 2
Coding region: 1-489 (162 amino acids)
Source: RefSeq, a predicted model, not a curated record
AUGACAAGUUCACCCUAUCGCACUACUCGCAAUCCCCCUCUGAGCGCGUCACGUUUGCAAGAAAUUGGGGCAGAUGUGAAGUACUACCCUCGCCCUACUGACGAGGCCGGCUGGGGUGAAGAAGAGGCCGGCACUUGGCUCUCGCAUGCCGACAGGCUGUUAGAGCAAUGCCAGUUCCUGGCUGGGAAGAUCGAGGCGCAGAAACAGAGGGCUGCCGCGAAGGAUGAAGAAGUCAAGCGGAUAUCUUCUGACAACAAGUCGCUAGAGGCGCAAAACAAGUCGAUGGAGGAGCAGAUCAAGUCGAUGAAGGAGCAGAUCAAGUCACUGCAAGAGAAAGUUCGGGCAUUGGAGAAGACGGUGCCAGAAGUGUUGCCAACCCAAUCGGAGCGAGUUGAAGGAGUUGGAAGCGCUCCUGGCGCUAAAAAGAACAGAGACACCGAAAAAUCAGACCCACAGAGUCUGAAGAAGAGGAAGCCGAAUGAUGGCUGA